GUGCAGUGGGGUUGAUGAUCGGAUUUUCGUCUCGUUCUCUGUGUUGUUGUUCUCGGUGACGCGACGGAGGUGUAGCCUGACGCGAUCUCUUACGUGUCGGCCUGAAUAAAAGUGGAGCUCCGAGGGCUCGAGAGUGACGGAGGGAGUCUGUAUCGCUAACUCGAUGACCAUGGAGUCGGGAGCCGAUGCCCAGCAGGGUGCAGACACUGCGGUCUCUGAAACUGAGAACCAACAGAUCACACAGGCCCAAAUCGCCACUCUUGCACAGGUAACAAUGGCUGCCGGACACGCUAGUGCCACAGGACCCACAGUCACCCUGGUGCAGCUGCCCAAUGGUCAAACAGUACAAGUGCAUGGAGUAAUUCAGGCUGCUCAACCUUCAGUCAUUCAGUCUCCACAGGUGCAGACUGUCCAGAUUUCCACAGUAGCGGAGAGUGAGGACUCACAGGAGUCAGUGGACAGUGUGGCUGACUCUCAAAAACGAAGAGAGAUCCUUUCUAGGCGCCCCUCAUAUAGGAAAAUCCUGAAUGACCUGUCAUCAGACGCUCCAGGAGUUCCGAGAAUCGAAGAGGAGAAAUCCGAGGAGGACGCUGCGCCUGCCAUCACUACAGUGACCGUGCCAACUCCAAUAUAUCAGACCAGCAGCGGCCAGUACAUCGCCAUUACACAGGGUGGAGCCAUUCAGCUUGCAAAUAAUGGUACAGAUGGAGUGCAGGGAUUGCAGACUCUAACCAUGACCAAUGCAGCAGCAGCCCAGCCAGGGACCACCAUCCUGCAGUACGCCCAGACCAGUGACGGUCAACAGAUACUGGUGCCCAGCAAUCAAGUGGUGGUACAAGCUGCUUCUGGAGAUGUUCAGGCCUAUCAAAUUCGUACUGCCCCAACUAGCACUAUUGCUCCAGGUGUGGUCAUGGCAUCCUCUCCGGCCAUGCCAAGCCAAGGAGGUGCUGAAGAGGCCACGCGCAAGAGGGAGGUCCGCCUCAUGAAGAACAGAGAAGCUGCUCGUGAGUGCCGUCGAAAGAAAAAAGAAUAUGUCAAGUGUCUGGAGAACCGUGUGGCCGUUUUGGAGAACCAGAACAAAACUCUCAUCGAGGAACUCAAAGCACUCAAAGACCUGUACUGUCACAAAUCAGAGUGAUGUACCACCCGUUCUACCUUUAUUCUGGUGGACUUACAUGUACAGAGACUAAAGGACGAGUCAGCCAGAUACGGACGCAUGUUUUCGAAAUGUUUUCUUAUUUUAAAUGGCUGCAGACUGCCUGUAUUAACACACAAGUACAUGAAGGAACACAAAUCUCCUCUAGAAAUAUUGGACCAUGUCAUUAAAGACAAAAAAAAAUGCUGAAAACCUUACUGUGGACAUAAACACGCAAGUAUGUUCUCAGCCAUCUUUACUUCUGGACUCAAACCGAAACUCAAAUGAGGGGUUUGUGUGAAAAUGUUUACCUUUUUUUUUCUCCAGUGUGCUGGUGUACAAGUCGUCAAGGGGAUACAAAUAAUGUACAAUAAUAAUAAUUUAACUGACAUUUCAGAUUUUUGUCGGAGUUGGCAUCAUUCCCUCUUGAGGUUCGAAAGGUUUAACGUGUCUGACUGUUACUUUUAUUUGGUGUAUUAGUGCUCUUGUGUUUUUACCUUUAAAUAUGAACUAUAUAAAAUAAUUAAAGCUGA
Messenger RNA from Carassius carassius (crucian carp), 1668 nucleotides. Its product is annotated as cyclic AMP-responsive element-binding protein 1. Gene Ontology annotation, cellular component: nucleus; ATF4-CREB1 transcription factor complex. Lineage: Eukaryota; Metazoa; Chordata; Actinopteri; Cypriniformes; Cyprinidae. Gene Ontology annotation, molecular function: cAMP response element binding; DNA-binding transcription factor activity, RNA polymerase II-specific; protein binding. The coding region runs from base 164 to 1138 and encodes 324 amino acids. The transcript is spliced from 8 exons. The record is from RefSeq and is a predicted model, not a curated record. Gene Ontology annotation, biological process: regulation of transcription by RNA polymerase II.